GUGAAAUUGUGGACGAGUCUCUUCCAUGCUCUGGCACACAAACGACUCCAUCUGAACAUGGGAAAGACAUGCGCAGACGAGCUUUCAUUGAUAAACCGACAUCUUCUUUCACCAAUCAGCUAGGGCCUAUGCUUCCCAUCACGCGAACCACCAUCAGUAAUGAUUCAGGAGUAGAUGCCAGCAAAGGCAAUAUGCCAAUACGUGGUAUUUGUUGUGUUCGUCGAGUCGAAUGUGCUUCAGCAACGACAUCACGUCGCGCAUAUCGAGUUCGUCAUUCCACUUGCUGCUCAUCACGGCGAACUUGCUCAUCAGAACAAGACUUCUUUACGGCACCUUCGACUCGCUACCCGUCCACUCGCCAAGAUCGCCAAGAUAAAGGCAAGAGCAAUGUUGUCAAAAGCGUUCAUGCCGUCGAACCAUUGAAUGGAGAUGAACACGGGCACAUCAAAUGGUAUAAGUCGAUUGGCAUAAGGUCUACAUCACCCGAACACGAAGAGCAACAAGGGAGAGAUACACCAGUUACGCGCUCAGCAAGAAGACUCGAACCCGUCUCAGUCGGGAGGUCUCAACCUGCGGCAACUGCGAUAGGUUAUCAACAGCGCGCCAUGCCUGUAAAGAAAAGAGAAGGCAUCAUUUCGCCCGGUACAUAUCGCAGUGUAGACAUAACUUCAACGUCUGGUACGGUGUCGGGUCGACUCGCAUCUCAAGACAACGUUGCGAAGAAGUCUUCGAAGCACGGCCGGAAAGAACAAUUGCGAAGCAUACCUCCGGUCCCAAUAGCAGAAGUGUCGGCGUCGUCGUGGGACAUUUCGAGCAGGCUAAGCUCUCGAUCCAGGUCGUGCGUGUUCUCUGACCAUAUAAAGGCGGUUGACGGGGGAGGAGAUGAUGUGACCCCACCUUCCCGUCGCUCAAUCGGUGGCUCGAGAAAGAGCCACAGCUUUGACGCUGGAUUGCAUGGCGUUGAAGCUUUUGGUGGGCAACGAUAUGUUGCCGCCAGAAGGUCCAAGAUGUGGACGGAUAGCAAGUGCGAGGAUAUCAGUCGUCUGCGCACCGACAACAAGGCGCUGAGAAAGCAGAUUGCUGAUCUGCGAAACGAAUUUAGAGCGCUGAAGGAUGUGUUGCUGCAUGCAGAAUCGCAACGGCGGUGGCAAGACUGCGUAUCCUGACCUCUCAUCCUAUACAUAGACACAUCCUUAAGUGAAUCUUCACAUCCACCUCUUCAAACUCCAAAAAGGCUUUUUCUCACCUCCAACCUUCAUUGUCAUCCGAUCCAGCACCGCACUACUCCCCCUGGCUCCACUCAUCCCAACCUCCUCAUCUCUUACACCCC
Messenger RNA from Boeremia exigua, 1330 nucleotides. RefSeq lists its product as uncharacterized. The transcript has a single exon. Bases 69 to 1166 code for a protein of 365 amino acids. NCBI's taxonomy places the organism in Eukaryota, Fungi, Ascomycota, Dothideomycetes, Pleosporales, Didymellaceae. The record is from RefSeq and is a predicted model, not a curated record.